GGACCACGGAAACUUUCAGCUGCGUGUGUUUAGGGAGGCUUCUCAGAACGGAAAGCAGUCAUCAUUUUCUAAAGAAUGGUUCCAAAAAAAGCGCAAAGCUUCUCAGGUACAGCUCCCUGAAUGUCUGCACGCUGCCUAGAUGUUGGUGGUCCAGUCUAGCUGAAGAUGCAUGGGGCUGUUGCUCGACUUUGUAUGGUGGUGGUGGCUGCCAUAUUAAACCAGCCCUUGCUUUUUCCUAAAGAGAACACCACACUCCCUGAUGAGGAUGAGGAACUCAUCGCUCGCAUGCGGGAACAUGAAGAGAGACUGAAGAUAGAGCAGGUCAGGCUGGAGAAAGAGCUUUCACAGUUGGAAUACAAGCAAGAAAAAAUAGUCUCAGAGGACUGUUACACUUGGCACUUCUGGAGUGUUGUAAUCUUUCUCGUACUCUUUGCCAUUGAAAUGUGCAGGAUGGACUUUGCUGAUGUAGAAGUCCGGCCAGGUGACGAUGAGGAUGUGUUUUUAGAGAGUGGGCUUGUAAACCCCAGAACAAUGCCACUAGAUAAGGACAGUCUGAACAACUUCUGUAACAAAUGCACGUAUGCUUCAGCUCACGAAAACUGGCGAGUGAAGGAGUUUUCUGAAGGCUUUGGCGAUGACUUGCUGGAAUCACUGAGGCAUAUUUGUGACAAGUACGCAGACCUGGAAGUUGGUGACUUUGUUGGCAUUGGAAGUAUGUUCGAGUCUUGGAAGGUGUGCAAACCACUAACGUGCGAUCUGAUUGUGCCUUUCUCUCUACCGGAGCUGCAUUCUUUCCAGUUCCAUUUGUGGUGUAGUCCAGCCAGCAACAUUCCUCCAGAUAUGCACGGAUGUGGCACAAUCAAAGUGGUCCAGUUUGGGGAUAACGGGGAGGACUGUCUAUGUGGCUCCGCUAACCUCGGAGAGGACAUGCUUUGUCUGUUGCAUAUUAAGAACGAUGAGCUCAGUGGAGUCCACAAGAGUGACGAGCGGCUGUGCACCAUGAACACACCUUAUUUAGCCAAAGAUGAAGUCAUGAAGUGGUUUCAGAUCUCCUUAACCAAAGCUUGGGGGCGUAUCUCCCACAAAUAUGACUUUGAAGUCACUUUUCACAACCUGGAUGCCGCUGGUGCGCUGAAGAUCCGGUUUCGUUCAGGGAAAGUCAUCUUGGUAAACCUAAUCCCAGUCGUCCAGUUGGACGACACAGAUGCUUAUUUUGUGUCACAUUUUCCAUCAGAUUGUGAUCAUCCCCCUGACCCAUACUGGCAUCUUUCUCUUGCAGUUUAUGAGAGGAACCUGUUGAAACAUUUCACUAAACUCCUCCCACAAAAUUCUUGCCAUUUACACUGUCUUCAGAUUGUUACUUUCCUCCACAGAAAGCAAACUGGACUCACGGGAAAAAGCGCACUGACCAGUUACCACUUUAAGACGGCUCUGUUGCACUUGUUGCUCAGUAAAAGUUCCUCUGCAUGGGCCUAUGAGAGGUUGGAGGCCAGGCUUAGGGACGUACUUGGGCUCAUUCAGAAGAGUCUACAGGAGAAGAGACUCUAUCACGUUUUGGUCGGGAAUCGUAAAGUACCAAAAGAGAUCCAGCUUCCGAAGAGAUUCUUCACAGCGGAACACAUAAAUCUGUUCCGCUCUCUGGUGUUGCAGAGGGACCUUUAUACCAACACAGUCAGGCUUUCCAGGAGAUGUUGAGGAACGCAUCUGUACUUAUACAAGAGUACACAUCUGUCUUAUCAAAUGGAAGUGUCCAACACAGACUAGAUGAAAGAAUGUGAGCAUUGGGAACCUCAUGACAGACCACAAAUUUCCAAAAUGUUACAUGGGUUUUUAAAGUCAGUUUCACAAACAAUAAAAUGACAUAAUUUUCAUAAAACUAGCAUUUUCUGGUAUUGGAGAAGACGCAAGUCCCAUAUUGAUGUCCAUUGGGGCCGGUGCUUAACCCCAGAUUCAUUUGUGUGAUGCAAAUGACAGUCCAUAACCUUUCCUGGAUGGGAUGCCAGCCCAUUGUAGGUUACUUGUCUUGCAAAGACUCAUCCACAUUUGCAGCUGGGUGGAUUGAGACAAUGCAGAUGAAGUGUCUUGUCCAAGGACACAGACAGGUAGCACAGGUAGUAGUAUGAUUGGUUUUGACCAAUCAAAACCAGUCCUACUACUUUUCCCCCAUCCGUUGGCCCAAUGUACCUGCUGAGUUUAAUCAGAAUCAGAUUAGGCAUUCUUAACAUAUACUGCUAACAUGCAUACAAAUGUAGCUCAACAUCACUAAUAAAUUAAAUUUUGACAUUACCAAUGACUUCACAUGCUGUAAGAUGCAAAAAUGUAAUUAAUACUAUUUAUAAUUUCAGUACUCCUUAACAUGGAGUUGUAAAAAGGAUUUUAAUUUAAUUUAGACGCCGACAACGUCUGUGUGCACCUGAUCAUCAGAUCACUGAAGUGGAACGGAGCCAUGGAAUCAGUUGUGAUUAGUACUUGGCUGAGAAACGGCCAGCGGCUGUGUGUGUUUCUCCAUCUGGAACCACAGCUGCAUCAGGAAGGGUAUCUGAUGUCAGAUGUGCCAAAUCGUGGUGCGGAGCUGUACAACGGGGUGGAAGAUAAUUAAAUCUGCAUGAUUGAUGAGAACAUUUGAAUUUCAUGUUCAAAUGUUUUACAUUUUACUUACUUAGGGAUAAUUGGUUACUUGAAACAGUUGCAGUUAUUGAAAUGCUGAUAAAUGUUUCUUCAUCUACUACUAUAACCAACAGGUUCUGUCAUCGUGUCCCACAGCAGCCUGUACUCAAGGUGCUUGAAAUGUAACAGUAUCUCCACCUGGUGGACAUUUCCCAUUAAUACAAGGAUAAUAUAAGUUCACAAAGAGUGCCAUUAAUUAAAUAUUUGCUGCACUAGAUGCAGUAGUGGAAAAGUACUUUUAAGUUUUUUUUUAUUGUUAUUGUACUUUUGAAGUUUUUUAACUGCAAAGUUGUAUUCAUUCAGGAUGUCAAUGUAUUUAACAAAUGAUCCUGCAGAACUGUUGUGACAUGCUACACUACUUAUGUAAACAUGUAUUUUGUAAAAAGCCCUUACAUUUGAAAAAUGACAUCAUGUAAGCAAAUUAAAAAUAUUAAGAAAUUUGUGAGCCCAAUUCAGUUGAAAGAUGGAGCACUUUAACAAAAUUUGUAUAUAACGUAUUACUGCCAGUCAUAAAAAAGCAUUUACCAAACAGUGACCUCUUUCCUUGGCCAUGUGUAUUGCUGGAAAUGCAGAUGGCAGCUAUUAUGUUCAUGAGCCUUUUCCAUGUUAACAUGCUGCUUUAUGGAUAUUGUGACUGGUAGCACUCCAGUUUAGACAAAGGCCAAGCCUGCACAACCUUGAGAAAAUAAUUUUGCUUUCUAUACAACAUAACAGCAUCUGUAGCCUUUAUUUUGGUGUUUGUGGGGGGAGAAAGAACAGCUGCACACUUACAUGAAGCAAUGACAACACCUGUUGUUCCAACUAUCUCAAUCCCUUUUUUCUAUUUCCCCAUCAUCCCACAAUAAAAGCAUACAUUUGUAAUGUUCCAUUAACCAUUUCCCCCAUUUGAGCUUCUUUUUUGGUUACAAAGACAAAAUGUUUCCUCGUAAAUUAAGUAAACUUUCAAUUACACUGACUCCAGCACAACAAUAAAUAAUAAUAAUAA
This is a messenger RNA of Thalassophryne amazonica, 3652 nucleotides long. RefSeq names its product inositol 1,4,5-trisphosphate receptor interacting protein (gene itprip). The record is from RefSeq and is a predicted model, not a curated record. Lineage: Eukaryota; Metazoa; Chordata; Actinopteri; Batrachoidiformes; Batrachoididae. The transcript has 2 exons. Bases 166 to 1695 code for a protein of 509 amino acids. Gene Ontology annotation, cellular component: membrane.